UGGACUGCGUUGGGAUUUCAAUGGCACUUUACAAGCAAAAUCAAGGGUGUAUCCUGGCAACCGGGGGUUUAAACAACUUUAAGACUUGGGGAAAGACUAUAUAUUGGGGUAAAACACCAGCUAAUGAACUUCAGCAUGAUGGGAGCAUGAAAACGGUGCACAAUAUGCGUCUGUAGAUGACUUGAUGAUGGAGCAGGUCAUCGAGGGUACGGUAAACACCGGCGCUGUGGUCCAGGGAACAUUACUGGUGCUGACGGGAACGUUACUGCUGAUUCUGCUACACAGAACAUUUGGAGUCAAGAAUUGGAAGAACCAAUCAGCAGUCCCGGGUCCCGGUUGGUGGUUGGGUCUCGGCCCGGUUCUGAGCUACAGUAGGUUCCUGUGGAUGGGGAUCGGGACUGCAUGCAACUACUACAACGAAAAAUAUGGCAGCAUUGCUCGGGUUUGGAUCAACGGGGAAGAGACCGUUAUACUCAGCAAGUCCUCCGCCGUGUAUCAUGUUCUGAAGAGCAAUAAUUACAUCGGGAGGUUUGCCAGUACAAAAGGUCUGCAGUGCAUCGGCAUGUUUGAACAAGGCAUCAUCUUCAACAGCAACAUCACACUGUGGAAGAAAGUGAGAACAUAUUUCACUAAAGCUCUUACAGGUCCAGGUCUCCAGAAAUCAGUAGAUGUGUGUGUCAGUGCCACCAACAAACAGCUUGACGUCCUGCAAGAGUUCACAGACUGUUCAGGACACGUGGACGUGCUUAAUCUUCUGCGCUGUAUUGUGGUGGACGUUUCCAAUAGACUCUUCUUAAAAAUCCCUCUCAACGAGAAAGACUUGCUGAUAAAGAUCCAUCGGUAUUUCAGUACCUGGCAGACGGUUCUCAUUCAACCAGAUGUUUUCUUCAGACUGGACUUUGUAUAUAAAAAAUACCACCUGGCAGCUAAAGAGCUGCAGGAUGAAAUGGAAAAGCUUGUGGAGCAAAAGCGACAGGCCAUCAAUAACAUGGAGAAGCUGGAUGAGACGGACUUCGCAACGGAGCUGAUAUUUGCUCAGAACCACGACGAGCUGUCUGCGGACGACGUGAGGCAGUGUGUGCUGGAGAUGGUGAUCGCCGCUCCAGACACCCUCUCCAUCAGUCUGUUCUUCAUGCUUCUGCUGCUGAAGCAGAACUCUGCCGUGGAAGAGCAGAUAGUACAGGAGAUACAGUCUCAGAUAGGUGAGCGGGACGUACAGUCGGCCGACCUGCAGAACCUGAAUGUUCUAGAGCGCUUUAUUAAGGAGUCUCUGAGGUUCCAUCCGGUGGUGGACUUCAUCAUGAGACGGUCUCUGGAGGAUGACCACAUCGAUGGCUACCGGGUGGCAAAGGGGACAAACCUCAUCCUGAACAUCGGACGCAUGCACAAGUCUGAGUUCUUCAAAAAACCCAAUGAAUUCAACUUGGAGAACUUCGAGAACAAUGUUCCCAGUCGUUACUUCCAGCCGUUCGGCUGUGGCCCGCGGGCCUGUGUUGGGAAGCACAUUGCCAUGGUGAUGACAAAGGCCAUCCUGGUGACCCUGUUGUCAAGGUUCACGGUUUGUCCUCGUCACGGCUGCACUAUCAGCACCAUCAAACAGACCAACAACCUCUCCAUGCAGCCUGUGGAAGAGGAUCCCGACUGCCUGGCCAUGCGCUUCAUUCCACGAGCUCAGAACAUCAGCGGAGAAACGAUGCACAGCAACACUUGAGAGCGCCAAAUGACCGAAGAAAAAACUUUUAGAGGUGCACUGGGGAAUUUCCUUUCACCUAAAAGUUUUACACCAUAUUAAGGGAUUAGUUCAGUUCAGAAUUAAAAUUUCCUGAUAAUUUACUCACCCCCAUAUCAUCCAAGAUGUUCAUGUCUUUCUUUCUUCAGUUAAAAAGAAGUGAAGGUUUUUGAGGAAAACAUUCCAGGAUUUUUCUCCAUAUAGUGGACUUCACUGGGGAUCAACGGGUUGAAGGUCCAAAUGUCAGUUUCAGUGCAGCUUCAAAGAGCUCUACAUGAUCCCAGACAAGGAAUAAGGGUUUUAUCUAGUGAAAUGAUUGGUCAUUUUCUAAAAAAAAAAAAAAUAUAUAUAUAUAUAUUUUUUAAUAACCACAAAUGCUCAUCUUGCACUGCUCUGCGAUGCUCCACGCAUUAUGUAAUCACAUUGGAAAGGUCACACGAGACAUUGCUGGAAAUACCGAGCAAGUGUUUACAAAGCGAAUGUGCAAAUACUAAGUCAAACAGCCUUUACAAAAAAAAGGUAAAACAACGAUGUCGGACGAUUUUGAAGUUGGAGGAGAAAAUGAUGUUUUUCACCCUAACGCGGUACUUCCGCCUACGUCACCUUUCCAACGUGAUUACGUAAUGCGUGGCGUGAGCUGGUGCAAGAUGAGCAUUUGUGGUUAAAAAGUAUAUACUUUUUUUUUUUUUUUUUUAGAAAAUGACCGAUCGUUUCUCUAGAUAAGACUCUUAUUCCUCGUCUGGGAUCGUGUAGAGCUCUUUGAAGCUGCACUGAAACUGACAUUUGGACCUUCAACCUGUUGAACCCCAGUGAAGUCCACUAUAUGGAGAAAAAUCCUGGAAUGUUUUCCUCGAAAACCUUAAUUUCUUUUCAACUGAAGAAAGAAAGACAUAAACAUUUUGGAUGACAUGGGGGUGAGUAAAUUAUCAGGAAAUUGUAAUUCUGAACUGAACUAAUCCUUUAGGAUAACUUUUUUUUGUGAUUUGACUUAAAGGGUUAGUUCACGCAAAAAUGAAAAUUCUGUCAUCAUUUACUCACCUUCAUGUCGUUCCAAACUUUAGUUAAUUUUCGAAACGCAAAUUAAGAUAUUUUUGAUGAAAUCUGAGAGGUUUCUGUCCCUCCGUUGGCAGCUACGACUACCACUUUGACAUUUAAAAAAAAAGUACAUAAAGAGAUCGUAAAACUAAUCCAUAUGAAUUGAGUGGUGUAGUCCAAAUUUUCUUAAGAGUCUCGAUCGCUUUAGUUUAUAUGGUGAACAGAUUUAAUUUAGGCUUUUAUUCAUAUAUAAAAUAUACAAACUUAAGUUGAACUUACCUCAAAUUCAGUGUUGCAAACCAGUCAGCCUGCGGUAACAUCAUAUACAGGUAUUAUAAAGACGUCCUUGACCAAAACAUAGACGACUUUGUGUGAACUUUUAAAGUGUUCUAGCUAACUCAAACAAACAAACACAAGAAAACUCAGUUGUAGUUUAUGUCAACAGGCAAUAGCAAUGACAACAAAACCAUUUGAAAUAUGUUUUUCUUUUUUCACGUGUACUGAUCUGUACAUUGCGCUAAUCUACAGUACAGAACUUUAACACAUAUGCAUUCAACGGUGAUUAUAGUAAAUAGUUCUACUAGCUUAUUUGCUAUGAUCUGUAGUGCAGUAUCCAAACUAACCAUGUAAAAACUCAACAUGAAACGGCAUUCACAAACCAUUUUACUUCCAUAAUGUGAUGUAUUUCAGAGUUAAACAGUAGAUUUAAUGAGAAAAGCACUUCAUUUUAUAUACUUGAAUUGAUUGGAUCAUGAAAAGUGGAUGUUAGAUAAAAGAAUGGGACUGAAAAAUUAGGGCUUGGUCAAAAAUAGUUGCUCUCGAGGUGAAGCAAGUACAUUUUUAUCAAAGAUUACGACGACAAACAUUUUCCUUCCGAAUAAUGUUCAAUUAAUCAUUUAAAAUACGAAAAGGUACAUGAGUUGAAAAAGUAAAUGAGGUCAGUUUUUAUUUCAUGUUGUCAUUGUUUGAGGUUGAUCUUACGCAUCUUAUAUUAAGAAAAUAUUUUAAAGAACAAACUGUUUAAAUAUUUAAUAGACAUGCAAUAUUUCUAUUAUUAUAAAAAUUGAAAUAUUUGAUGGCCAUAUACGCACUGCUUUUUAGAAUAUGCAAAACUACUUUUUUUUUUUGCUUUAAUAAAUUGUACCAAUUACUACAGCUAAUAAAAUGACACUUUGAAAACAA
Molecule: messenger RNA, 3946 nt
Organism: Ctenopharyngodon idella (grass carp)
Lineage: Eukaryota; Metazoa; Chordata; Actinopteri; Cypriniformes; Xenocyprididae
Gene: cyp19a1b
Product: brain aromatase
Exons: 10
Coding region: 185-1711 (508 amino acids)
Molecular function (GO): heme binding; oxidoreductase activity, acting on paired donors, with incorporation or reduction of molecular oxygen; iron ion binding
Source: RefSeq, a predicted model, not a curated record